Messenger RNA from Jatropha curcas, 2013 nucleotides. Its product is annotated as Remorin family protein. Lineage: Eukaryota; Viridiplantae; Streptophyta; Magnoliopsida; Malpighiales; Euphorbiaceae. The record is from RefSeq and is a predicted model, not a curated record.
AACAGUAGGCACAGUUCUUUCCACCUGUGACCUGUAGUGUCUGCUACAAUAACACAACAGCUCUCUUAAACAAAGAGAUACAGAGAAAGACGUAUGCGUGUAGCUCUCUCUCCUCCUCCUUUCUUUCUAGAGAACCAAACAGUUUAGUGAGAAAGAGAGAGAAAGAUCUAAUGGAGUACGAGAGAAUACACAAAGUGCAGACUGCUAUAAUAUCUCCAAGUAAGCUAAGGAUGAAACUAAUGGGACCUCAUCAUAAUAGAAAGAAAGAUGGAUCAAACAGUAAUUCUUCAAGAACAUCUCCUUCAAGGCUUGAGGACACUGAAUUUGUCAAUAAUAGCUUAUUAGCCACUGACGAUGAAGAAGUUGUAGCUCCCAGUUUAGAAGUUCCAUCUGUUACUGCACUGGACGAUACAGUGGUUGAUCCCAGCCAAGCUGCUCAGAUGUCUUGCCAGGCCAAGGAGACGUUGCCAAAGGAAAAUGGCAAUGUGGGUCGUGUUAAAAUGCAGCAAUUCGCAAAGGUUGAAAGUGGUAAUUCAAGUGCAGUACAUCCAAUGAGAUCUCUUGAAGAUGAGAAUCUUGAUUAUGAUAGUAAUGCUAGUUCAUCUAGCUUUGAGUUCCAUAAGGAGAGAUCGGCACAUAAUCAAUUCACAAGAUCAUUUUCAAGGUCCAUGCCAUCUAAGUGGAAUGAUGCAGAGAAAUGGAUUAUGAAUAGGCAAAAUAUGCAGCCUAAUUACUCUAAGAAGAAUGCUUUACACAGCCAAGCUAAUCGGAUGCUGGGGACAAAUAUGGUGAGGGUUGCUCCAGAAUCAGCAAAUCAUGAUCAUAAGUCAUCAAUGAGUCGAGUGGUGGAUACUAAGCGCAUAGAUAUCUGUCAGCCUGCUACACAAAUGGCAAUUGAGAAGUUCUCUUUUAUUCCUCCUGGAACUCCCUCCAUUUCUGGUCAAGCAUAUGGAGGGAAUGUGCUUAUAGAUCAGUGCACUCAGAGUAAGGAUUUGAAGGAAGUGGAUCAAAGAGGACUAUCUAGCGCACAAAGUUCAACAGAAGAGACAACAGUUCUUCCUGUCAUAAGAUCUGUUUGCAUGAGAGACAUGGGAACAGAAAUGACCCCUGUUACAAGUCAAGAGCCUUCUAGGACUGCUACACCUCUGGGUGCAACAACUCCUCUUCGCAGCCCAACUUCUUCAAUUCCAUCUACUCCCCGAAGAGGAGCACCAGCGCCGACACCUAUGGAGCACAGUGCUGAUGAUGAUACGCAUAAUGCCACUGGAAGUGGUAAAAAAGAGUUGACUGAGCAAGAAAGGAAACUAAAUACAAGAAGAGAGAUUGUGGCAUUAGGUGUCCAGCUUGGCAAGAUGAAUAUUGCUGCUUGGGCAAGUAAACAAGAUCAGGAAAAGAACACAUCUUCGGUUGAGACUGCUGCUGAUGUUGAGGAGCUUGAGCGGAUUGAAUUUGAAAAACGUGCAGCUGCAUGGGAGGAAGUUGAAAAAUCUAAACACACAGCAAGAUAUAAGCGUGAAGAAAUCAAAAUUCAAGCAUGGGAAAGUCAGCAGAAAGCAAAACUAGAAGCAGAGAUGCGGAGAAUAGAGGCCCAAGUUGAACAAAUGCGAGCGCAGGCUCAAGCAAAGAUGGUAAAGAAGAUAGCUAUGGCAAGGCAAAAAUCAGAAGAAAAAAGAGCAGCCGCAGAAGCCAGGAAAAGUAGGGAUGCAGAAAGGACUGCUGCUCAAGUUGAUUAUAUUCGCCAAACAGGCCGAGUGCCCUCAUCCCAUUAUAUCUGCUGUGGUUGGUUAUCAUAAAACUGGAAAAAUUGAAGUAUUUCAAGUAGAAAGAAACUGCUCAUAAUCUCGUUGAGCCAAAGUGGCAUCUCUUGUACUUUUUGUUUUUCUUUCAUAAUUCAUUGAGCGUUGUCCACUUGUCUUGUAUGUUGCUCAAUCUUGUAUCUAACGGGUGACCUUAGUUUUCAGGUUAAAAUGUGAAAUUUCACUGCUUUUUUAUUGUUUUUGAGUCAUUUGCAAA